Messenger RNA from Hyalella azteca, 1700 nucleotides. RefSeq lists its product as uncharacterized. NCBI's taxonomy places the organism in Eukaryota, Metazoa, Arthropoda, Malacostraca, Amphipoda, Hyalellidae. Bases 213 to 1379 code for a protein of 388 amino acids. The transcript is spliced from 3 exons. The record is from RefSeq and is a predicted model, not a curated record.
AAUAUUACGACUAUAUGUUUUAUAAAAUGAUGCGUGGUAUCAAACGCUGCUUGGAAUGGCGGUGUUUGGCAACUCCAGUCUGGAAACGAACCACUAAUCUUGGACUAGCCGGCCUACGCCGCUGAAGAAUUUAUUGUCUUCACUUUAGCUGGUGUAUUCGUCGCGGCAGGUUGAAGUGCAACUGUACCAGCUAGCUAAUAACACGAUCGAUAAUGGAACAGUCACCAGCGCUCGCAGUUCAGGAGCCUAAGUACCUCCUGAAAAACGUGACCAUCCCAAGACUGACUCCUAAGGACGACAGCGGAGUGAUCAUCAGACCUAAACGGCCAUCGAAGUUUUUGGCAUACGAUUUACAUUUCCCGCAAACUGCAGAGCGAGAGGCGGCUGAGAGCGGGAGUCAGAAUGAGUGCAUCUUGCUAGACAAAAGAUUUUUGGAAGUAAUUAAUGAUCAGGAGGCAAUUGUAAAGGCCAAAGGUGCCCAUUUUUUAACGUCGGGUGACGAUGAAAUGCUUUGUAUUGAAGAAAAAAAUGACAAUUGUGAAGACAAUCUCAACAUUUUUGUCAAUGGUGCGAAUAUUAUGAGCACGAAUGGAAAAGAAAUUAAAGAAGAGAUUCCUCGAGAAAAAGUUCAAAGGGUGCACAUGAACAGGCGAAAAUUUGCUGAUGACCCUGUUGAAUAUAAUUGCAGGCAAACCGGCAAUAAUUCCAGCGAAGUCUGCACGCGGCAGCCAAGUCUGAAAAAUGAUAUCGUUACCCAUAGGCAGACUACUGAAGCACGGAAUUCGGCUUUAGAUUUAAGACACCGAGCGACGAGCGUUAAAACGUUUGAAUCCGUAACGCGACUGACAAGCAUCACCGGCACUGCAACUCACUCAGCCAAAGUUGUCAAGAAUAAGAUGGAUCAUCUUAUAAAUGUCAAAAAGGAUGAAAUAACGUCGCAAAAAAAGAUUUGUGACUCUCAUAAUUCGGAAACUUCAGCUCUACGAGAAGACGCUCAAGAAAAGUCGAAAUUGAACUCCAAGAUUGACUUGAGUAAUAAGCGUCUCGCUGAGGAAGUUGAUCGAAAUCGUAAAUUAUGCCAUGAUUUAAGGAGUAUUCAAGAUUCUCUCCAUCGACGAAGGGAAAAUAUCAUAGAAGAAGUGAACGAAUAUAGGAGGCAAGUUCGUGCAACAGAAGAUUAUUGUGCGCUGCUGGACUCGAGGGAAGAGGUCACCUCAAAGGAAUUGGAACAGGUCGACAGAACUCAUUCUUCCCUCUCAGAUGCUUGUCUUGAGAUGGAAAUCAUAAUAAGGAAGCAAAAAGAAAGACUACGAGAACUGCACAACGCCAAGCUACAAGCUUUCCAAGUUCUGAAAGGAUUUAAACUGGAAAAUCGUUAAUUUCCUGUAUUUAAAUUUCGAAGUGUUACCAUAAUUUUUCCUGUAAAAAAUUAUUUGUUACAACGGUAUUGUUUACUUUCCGGGUCAUCUUGCUUCGAAUAAUAAAACUCCCGUUUUUCUCUGUUUAUUAUCAGUCCACUAAUUGAUGGCAAAAAUUGCACCGUAUAUUCAGAACUAAGUUUCCUCCCAUUACUUCUAAUCACUGGCGAUUCGAAGUACAUCGGGUGAGAACUUUAGAUAGGCGUAAUAUUCAAUCAGUGAGAGAUAACCAGGUACGAUUGUACGCACUGGAACUUGAAGGUCAAGUUGUUCUCAUGUUAC